Messenger RNA from Stereum hirsutum FP-91666 SS1, 1320 nucleotides. RefSeq names its product FAD dependent oxidoreductase. Gene Ontology annotation, molecular function: (S)-2-hydroxyglutarate dehydrogenase activity; (S)-2-hydroxy-acid oxidase activity. The coding region runs from base 1 to 1320 and encodes 439 amino acids. Gene Ontology annotation, cellular component: mitochondrion. NCBI's taxonomy places the organism in Eukaryota, Fungi, Basidiomycota, Agaricomycetes, Russulales, Stereaceae. The transcript is spliced from 2 exons. The record is from RefSeq and is a predicted model, not a curated record.
AUGUCUUUACCCCAUAUUGUCGAUAGCUCCCGCAACUCCGAGGUGAUUCACGCCGGUCUAUACUACCCUCCUGACUCCCUGAAGACCCAACUCUGCCUCCGUGGCCGUCAACUGCUUUACGACUACUGCAACGACCCAUCGACCUCCGUCCCCUACCGCCAAACAGGCAAACUUGUGGUCGCCUCGGACCCGAGUCAAGUUCCCUAUCUCGAAUCCCUCCACUCCAAGGCCCAAUCCCUCUCGCUUACUGUUCCACCGCCAUGGGCCCCAUCUACGACUUCGCCUCGGAAGUCUGGUGAAAAUACUAUCACCCUGCCCACGAAGCUCAUCUCCGGCUCGGAAGCCCGUUCGAUGGAACCUCGUCUUUCGCCUUCCAUCCAAGCCGCUCUCCUCUCCCCUUCAACAGGUAUUCUUGACUCGCACUCCUUCAUGGAGAGCCUCGAGAAGGAUAUAAUGGAGACGGAAGGCGGCGAACUCGCCUACUCUACCCGGGUAGUCCGUGUAGAUCCUUACGAACCUUCUCCAGGAUCAGAAUUCAGAGAGGCUGGGUGGGUGGUUCAAGCGGUCACUGGCGCUGAAGGCUCAGCGACCUCAAGCUCUGCCGAAGAUGUCGCGACAGAUUCGAUGCUCGCUCGAACACUGAUCAACGCGUCUGGCCUUUCUGGACCAUUGGUCCUAAACUCGUUGAUAUCCAAGUUAGGAGACGGCGAGAGGAAGAUGAUACAGAUGUUCCAUGCGAAGGGGUCAUACGCAUCUUACAAAGGACCAGGCGUAGACGGGGUUUCCCACCUUAUAUACCCAUGUCCUGACACCGCUGCGAAGCAGGAUAAAACCGAGAAGAAAAGCCAGGCGGGAGCAGGCUUUCAAUCUCUAGGGACUCAUCUUACUCUCGACCUCGAAGGCAACGUCCGUUUCGGACCAGACCUCGAAUGGAUAUCGCCUCCAGCCUCCGCAUUCUCAGACUCACAAUCAGAUGACGAGACGGCAGAUUUCUGGACGCGUCACUUAGUCCCCGACGACUCGCGUCUGAUACAGAUGUACGAGGCCGUGCGACAAUAUCUCCCUGAUGUAGUACAGGAAGGGUUCAAGCCCGAUUAUGUCGGGAUCAGGCCGAAGUUGGUCGGUCCAGGUGGAGGUUUCCAGGAUUUUGUCUUUAGGAUGGACCAUAGUUUAGACUUCUUGCGCUCGAGUGGUGGGGAGAAGGCUGGUGGCAGCAGUGCGGGACAGAUGAUUAGCUUAUUGGGAAUUGAGAGUCCGGGGUUGACGGCCAGCCUUGGUAUCGCGGAGAUGGUGGAAGGGAUGUUGGCGCGGCGAGGAUGA